Dipodomys ordii (Ord's kangaroo rat) is the source of this 426-nucleotide messenger RNA. RefSeq names its product metallothionein 3 (gene Mt3). Gene Ontology annotation, biological process: positive regulation of ERK1 and ERK2 cascade. The record is from RefSeq and is a predicted model, not a curated record. The coding region runs from base 80 to 289 and encodes 69 amino acids. Gene Ontology annotation, molecular function: metal ion binding. Lineage: Eukaryota; Metazoa; Chordata; Mammalia; Rodentia; Heteromyidae. The transcript has 3 exons.
GCUGCCACCAGCCGUGCGGUGCGUCGUGGGAUCGCCUGGAGAAGCCGGUUCACCGUCUCCAGCGGCUGCUUGCCUCGCCAUGGACCCUGAGACCUGCCCCUGUACUACUGGAGGCCCCUGCACCUGCACGGGCUCCUCCUGCAAGUGUGACGGAUGCGAUUGCACCAAAUGCAAGAAGAGCUGCUGCUCUUGCUGCCCUGAAGAAUGUAAGAAGUGCAGCAGUGAUUGCGUGUGCAAAGGAGCAGAGGGAAGCAAGGAGGAAGCAGAGAAGUGCAGCUGCUGCCAGUGAGGAGGCCUCCCUUCCUCCCUCCCACCGUGUGCAGUGUGUAACUAGUGCUGAGUGGCUCAAUGCCACCUCAUGGUGGGCAUGUCUGUCCUCUUCCCCUGCUGCCCACUGACCUGUGACAAUAAAUCCCAUGAACAGCA